AUCACAUUUUGGUCCAUAGUCUCACAAAUCACAUAUUUUGAGAGAUACAGAGAAAAGAGAGAUGGGGCUGAUCUCAAACAAGAUUCAUAGGAGCAACCUCCAGCCAGGAGAUCACAUCUACAGCUUCAGAAAAUGGAAGUCUUACUCCCACCACGGAAUAUUUGUGGAGGCAGACAAGGUGAUCCACUACACCAAAACCAGAAAAGAGGAACCAGCAAAUAAACUGAGACGGAGGCCUGCUUGUGGAAAAUGUGGUUUUGACCGAAAAGUUCAUCGAGGAGUAGUCAUAUCUUGCCUUGAUUGCUUUCUUUCAGGCUAUGAGCUUUAUCGGUUUGAUUAUGAAGUCCCCUAUCACCAUUUCCUCUUCAAAAGAUCAGGAACUUGCAGCACCGGAAGCUGUGAUGACCCUGCUGCAGUUAUAAGCCGUGCCACAGACUUGCUCAACAGCCAAGAUGGUUUUGGUGAUUACAACCUUUUCGAAAACAAUUGUGAAUGCUUUGCGAUUUACUGCAAAACAGGGAAGCAUAUGAGUGAGCAGGCAUGUUCUGCCAAACUUACUAUUAGAGCCGUUGCCCAAGCUGUCUUGGAUCAAAACUCUGGUAGACUUCUUGAAGAUGUGAGAGUUCAUGACCCGGAGAAUUACAUGAACCUGAAGGAGAAGAUUGACAAGUUGAUUCCAUUGCCCAUCAACGAAAUCAUUGCCAUUCUAGGAAAGCUGAAUGCAAAUGAGGAAGAAGUUGAGGAAUUGGAGACAAACCAGACGAUGGAGUAGUGUUACUUGGCGAAAGAGGUCUGAGUUGAGCUCACCAAACGUACUAUGUAUUCUCAAGUCCUAUUUCUCAAUAAGCAUUGAUGUUAAUAAACACUGUGGUAUUCUUCGUUUCCUUCUUGUUUAAUGACCAGUUUAUGCUUUUCAUCUAGGCAAGCAGCAACACAAAAUCCUAUCAACUUCAACAAAAUGU
Messenger RNA from Fragaria vesca subsp. vesca, 962 nucleotides. RefSeq lists its product as uncharacterized. NCBI's taxonomy places the organism in Eukaryota, Viridiplantae, Streptophyta, Magnoliopsida, Rosales, Rosaceae. The transcript has 2 exons. The coding region runs from base 62 to 772 and encodes 236 amino acids. The record is from RefSeq and is a predicted model, not a curated record.